GUCGCCGUUGUAUAGGUCGGCUGUCCCCUCUUCUGCUCUACUAAGAGCCCCUGACUUCACUUUGCCAUACCCCACCCUCUGGUGGCUUUCAGAAUGACUUCCGAAAUAACGAAUCAAUUAGCAGCUACACAGCUCAGUGGCGAGGCGCCUGCCUCAGACGCCAAUUGGAAGGAUGGGCUCAAACUUCCCUCGAAAGACGUGCGACCGCAGACUGAAGAUGUGACGGCGACGAAAGGGCUCGAAUUCGAGGACUUCUUUAUCAAGCGCGAGCUGAUGAUGGGUAUUUUUGAGGCCGGCUUUGAAAAGCCAUCGCCGAUCCAGGAAGAGACAAUCCCCGUCGCUCUCACUGGACGAGAUAUUCUAGCACGCGCAAAAAACGGAACCGGCAAGACGGCCGCGUUCGUGAUACCCACCCUUGAGCGAGUCAACCCGAAGAGCAACAAGACCCAGGCCCUCAUUCUUGUGCCGACCCGAGAGCUAGCACUGCAAACAUCGCAGGUUUGCAAGACACUGGGAAAGCACCUCAACUUGAAUGUCAUGGUGUCGACAGGAGGCACUGGCCUGAAAGAUGACAUCAUUCGAUUAGCCGACCCUGUCCACAUUAUUGUAGGAACGCCCGGCCGAAUCCUAGAUUUAGCAGGCAAGGGCGUUGCGGAUCUGUCGGCGUGUCAGACUUUCGUCAUGGACGAAGCUGACAAGCUCCUAUCCCCCGAAUUCACUCCAGUCGUUGAACAGCUGUUGGGAUUCCACCCCAAAGAUCGCCAGGUCAUGCUCUUUAGCGCCACAUUCCCAAUCGUGGUGAAGGCGUUCAAGGAUAAACACAUGAACCAACCGUACGAGAUCAACCUAAUGGAUGAACUGACGCUCCGUGGUAUAACCCAAUACUACGCCUUCGUCGAGGAGAAACAGAAGGUUCACUGCCUCAACACGUUGUUCAACAAAUUACAGAUCAACCAGUCCAUCAUUUUCUGUAAUUCUACAAACCGAGUCGAACUUCUUGCCAAGAAAAUCACCGAACUUGGAUACUCAUGCUUCUAUUCGCAUGCAAAAAUGCUUCAGCAUAACCGUAAUCGUGUUUUCCACGAUUUCCGGAACGGUGUCUGUCGCAACCUUGUCUGCUCUGACCUCCUGACACGUGGUAUCGAUAUUCAGGCCGUUAACGUUGUCAUUAAUUUCGAUUUCCCAAAAAAUGCUGAGACGUACCUCCAUCGUAUCGGUCGGUCUGGUCGUUUUGGACAUUUGGGUUUAGCUAUCAACCUGAUCAAUUGGGAAGACCGUUUCAAUCUCUACCGCAUUGAGCAGGAGCUAGGCACUGAGAUUCAGCCCAUUCCACAAGUCAUUGAAAAGAACUUGUAUGUCUACGAGUCCCCGGAUACUAUUCCCCGCCCUAUCUCCAAUCCCCAGCGACCGGGUCAGAAACAAGAACAAGAUGGAUCUGGCAAUACCGUGAGAUCCAACCCGGCUCAGUACAAUAACCGCCAAAACCAUAAUCGCAACCAGCGUGGUGGUGGUGGUCAAUUCCAGCGCCGUGGUCCGGCCCAGAACCAACAAACCCGACAAAACGGACAGCAUCCGCAGCGCAACCCUCGACCGCAACCAGCGGGUCCUGCUUAACCCAAGCCAGUCCAUACCGGGUGCCUGCGGAGUUUGGUUUUGUCUGAGCAGUUUUCGUUGACCUGGACAGCAAGUCUUCUUCAAGAUAUACGUCACGAUUUCUCUAUGCCCAGGGAGCCAGGUGGUUGCAAUUGUUUUUUUGUUUUGGACUGCACAUAUUAUGGGAGUCUUGUUUUUCGUUACGAUAACGGGAGCGGCUGUCGAACGACUCAAUACGGGAUACCUGAUUUCCUUUUACUCGGGCAUGACGAAUCGAAACCACCGGCGCACAUGGAGUCUACGAUUUCCCAC
Lindgomyces ingoldianus is the source of this 1905-nucleotide messenger RNA. RefSeq names its product ATP-dependent RNA helicase DHH1. Gene Ontology annotation, biological process: P-body assembly; cytoplasmic stress granule assembly. Bases 94 to 1614 code for a protein of 506 amino acids. Gene Ontology annotation, molecular function: mRNA binding; RNA helicase activity; ATP binding. The transcript has 4 exons. Gene Ontology annotation, cellular component: cytoplasmic stress granule; P-body. NCBI's taxonomy places the organism in Eukaryota, Fungi, Ascomycota, Dothideomycetes, Pleosporales, Lindgomycetaceae. The record is from RefSeq and is a predicted model, not a curated record.